Oryzias latipes (Japanese medaka) is the source of this 2141-nucleotide messenger RNA. The record is from RefSeq and is a predicted model, not a curated record. NCBI's taxonomy places the organism in Eukaryota, Metazoa, Chordata, Actinopteri, Beloniformes, Adrianichthyidae.
CAAAGCCAUGUCACAUUUUCUGUCAGUUUCGAGCGUCAUCUGUGUUGUUCUGCUAUUGGUCCUUCAGAACCGUACAGGCAAACCACCAAACUAAAAGUCCCAUUUUUCUCCAGAAUGUGCCGGGAAAUGAAGCCCAGAUAGUUUUGGUGAAGAAACCUGAACAGCAAACCGCUGAACCACCAACACACCUCUGAUGUAAAACUACUAAACGUUUUAAAAGCUGUGGUUUGUUAAAUGAUGAAGGAAGAACCAACAGGCUGCUCCACUUUGUUCUGAAGCUGGGUCCAUUGCUUCCACCUGUUCCUAGUACGUCAUUUAGGAAGGGAGCUUUGAUUGGCUGUGAGAACAAACUAAAUCCCUGGACGGCCCCCCUCUCAGUAACGCUUCAGAGGACAGAGAGGAAGCGUUGGCUGUGGUGGGAAAACCAUGAGACUUCCUUUAUGUGCUGUGCUGUUGUGGCUGUUCUCUGAAGAGCUUCAAGCUUCGCCUGUGAAACCUUCCUUUCAAAGCGGCUCUAAAAAUGUGGAUGUAAGUAAGCCUCAGCAAGUCUCCAGUUACCACGCCCAGUUUCCACACUUUCAGCCAGAACACCGCGCCAAAACCCGGCACAAGAUCAAGGUGGUGCGCUAUAGGCUGGAUCCUUGGUCCCAAAUAUGGCUGAAGUCUGAAGUAGAGUCUUACCACGUGGACCCUGACUCCCAUGUACCUGGCCACCAGCUUGAGCCCCAGCAACAAGCUCAAGCAAUUCGCCAUCAAGCUGCUCCUCAGUUUCAGGCUCAACGGCAGAUUCAGCCUAACGAGGGGACCAACCAAGGUGGCUCCAAGAGUAGGUCACUGGUGGUGGAAUCCGAUUGGGGGCAAUUCCCCUUUCAGCCUCAAAAAAGGCCUUACGUGGCAGAACCCCAGAAUCCGGAUCAGUUGUUCUCAUACCAGACAGAGCCUCAAAACCCGAAGGAAUCACUCCAACCAGCACCUCACAUUUUGGUUCAAAGGGCUCCCUACCAACUUGAACCAAUGACUCAGACCAAGGAGCUGUUCUACCUAAAUAAACAUCUGUCCCAAAUGGCGUCUAUCCAGGCUGAGCCCCAGAUUCAGGUCCAAGGAAAGCCCAACCAAAUAAAGACCCAGACACAAGUCCAGGGACAGUCCUAUGAAGUGGCACCUCAAACAAAAUUAAUAUCCUUCCAGACUGACCCCCAGAGUCAAGUCCACGGGUUAUCCUACCAGGCACAGCUCCAGUCUCAAGGGGGUUCCUUCCACACAGAGCCCAAAAUUCAAGACCAAGUCCUUCCAUACCAGGGAGAUCACCAGAUGGCCACCCAAGGAAUGUCCUACCAGGAAGAUCCUCAGUCCCAGAUGACCUCCUGCCAAGCUGAACCUGAGAUUCAGACUAAGGGGGCGAUAUACCAGGUAGAGCCUCAGUCCCAGGUGGCAUCUUUGCAGAUGGAGCCCCACUUUCAAGCCCAAGACUUGCUUUACCAGGCAGAGCACCAGACGCCGGCAGCCCGAGAGGUGUCUUACAAGAUCCAGAGCUUGUUGUGGCACCAACAGUCUCUAAGAAUAAAGGCCCUUCAGCUCCCCCACACUCUGCUGAGUUCCACUUCAGCCGGUUGGAGGUUGUUUUUUCUGUUCUUUGGCUUAAAGCUCGAGGAUCAGAGCUUUGGCUGCUCUCAUCGGCUCACCAAGAGACCCCGAUCAGGGCUGGAUCCCAGUGAAGGUUUGCUUCCCCUCUUUGGGCUCCACAGGACUCGGAAAAUAAAAUGUUGUGCCAAGCAUCUUGUUCUCUGAACGAUGUGCUGUUUUUAAUCUUCCCACUAGAUGGCAGCAUUUGACCCAAUUUGAGGUUAGUUCAGUCAGCAGCUGAGCUGUUGCAGUUGAUUUGGAUGGAUUACAAAAACAAAAGUUCUUUUCCUGAAGUGGGGAACCUCAUCCAGAUGGAGUAAUGACUGCAUGUUACCGAAACCCGGUGUCUGGCCCUGUGGAUCCUUUGUUUGCCCAAAGAACAGACUGUCAAGGAGAAGUUGAUGCCCUCGAAGCCAGAUGGGCUGUCAUGUGCAUCAUUUUGAACAAUGUCUCAGAUUUUCUCUGCACUCAGUUAACCUGAACAUUAAAACUAAUAAAAGUUUUCUACUUGCUCAAAA